This is a messenger RNA of Cavia porcellus (domestic guinea pig), 2272 nucleotides long. It is a transcript of the gene Tmem250, whose product is annotated as transmembrane protein 250. Bases 269 to 763 code for a protein of 164 amino acids. The record is from RefSeq and is a predicted model, not a curated record. The transcript has 3 exons. Lineage: Eukaryota; Metazoa; Chordata; Mammalia; Rodentia; Caviidae.
GUCGCCCCAAUCCCUGAACAGCAUGCGGCCGCCCCGCUCUCGGAACCCCAGGGGACAGGGGCGCCCUCAAGCCCGGUCCCCAGCGCUGCUGGCCUGUCGCGUGGUCCGGGACGCCGGCUCCGCCGCAGAGAAGGCAGCGGGGUGUCCUUCAAACACUGUUGUCCCUGGAUAAAACCCGAGUGUCUUGGACAGCCAUGAGCACAGUCAGAACUCCAAGGGCCGACACUUGCCCCAAGCCCCAGCUGCAAUCUCCCAGGCCUAGGCGCCCAUGACACCUACGCUGAUCGCCGCCAGGACACUGCACAGCCACUGUGAGCUAGUGCCCUUGCUGCCACCGGGUCCAAUGCCGGUGAUGCCCAUCCCGAGGCGGGUGCGCUCCUUCCAUGGCCCGCACACUACCUGCCUGCACGCCGCCUGCGGGCCUGUGCGUGCCUCCCACCUGGUACGCACCAAGUACAACAACUUUGAUGUGUACGUGAAGACGCGCUGGCUGUACGGCUUCAUCCGCUUCCUGCUGUACUUCAGCUGCAGUCUGUUCACCGCGGCGCUCUGGGGUGCGCUGGCUGCGCUCUUCUGCCUGCAGUACCUGGGCGUGCGUGUGCUGCUGCGCUUCCAGCUGAAGCUGUCCGUGCUGCUGCUGCUGCUGGGCCGCCGGCGUGUGGACUUCCGCCUGAUGAAUGAGCUGCUCAUCUAUGGCAUCCAUGUGACCAUGCUACUGGUUGGGGGCCUGGGCUGGUGCUUCAUGGUCUUUGUGGACAUGUGAGGUGCCUUGGCCCGGUGCCGGGCUUAUUCGGCUCUGUCCAGCCGCAGCUCUUCUGUUGGGGUCAGUGUCUGCCCCAUCCAGCAAGCAGGUCUGCAGCACACACUCCCUCCCAGGAGCAAAAAGGGCUGAGACUACACCGCCUGUCUGUCCACCCUCCCCCAGCCACCGCCUCCCUGGCCUCUUCUCCUCUGCAUUGCACUGUUCUGUUGUCCUUUAGGGUGGCUCUUCUGUCCAGUCUGUGUUUUGAGACCAUGGACAAGGAGAGGUACAGGAAUAGAUCUGCAGGGGUCCCUUCAAUGCAUACCCCUUCCUGUGCACCCCUGAUCUCAGCCACAGCCUCAGGGAUGGUCAGGCUCCACUAGUGACACUGCACUGCCACAUGGUGUCUGGCCCAGGCACAGACCACCCUCCUUUGUCUGUCUCCCUGGGGGGCCGUGUGGCUCCUGAACCCCAGGCUGGGCCUCAGGGCCACUGCAGUUUGCUGCUGCAGGAACCUGCAGGGCCAGCCCAGGGGGAUGAGGGAGUCAGGUGCCAGCCCCACCCAAGCAGCUCUAUCACCUUCGCCUGGAGUCAGGCCUGCACUGUAAGUCUGCACAUGUGGGCUUCCUGGGAGCCCCCUCUUUCUCACUGGUGGGUGGUUCCAGUCUCCCUGUUUGAGGAUCCAGGGUGAUCCCACCUGUCUUGAAUGAUGUCAAGGGUCCAACUAGGCCCAACCUGGUAGGCCUAGGCAUACGCUAAAGGGGCCUGCCAGGUACAUGUGCAGUGGACUUCUGGGAGGACUGCCGUUCUCUGUCCACUGCCAGAGCAUCCUGGGUAGGGACCCGCUCACCAGCCGGUAAGGACUGGGAUCCCGAGCUGUGGUGGCCAGCACAGCUUACCGGUUGGGGAGAGCUCAGAGUGGUGACACCAGAGUGAGAACACCAGGUCAGUCCCAAGAAUGGCAAGUUGGCCAAGCCUUGCUUCGCCCCAGAUUGUUACUCGACGCCAGGGCAUGGGCAGUGGCCCCUUUAACCCUGCCCUGCCAGGCAGACUAGAGGCAAGGGAUCUAUGAGGACAAAUUUACCCACCGAAGAGAAACCUAGAAAACUCCAGAGCAGGCAGGAUGGCAAACCCUGCCUGGCUGUAACCACUCCUCCCUUUCCGCUUGGCUUCUCCCAGUGGGAGGUCCUGUUGCAGAGGGUCUGUCUGGUUUCCCCCAGGAGGGGCAGGCAAGGAGCUCCCCAGUGGACCCCCGCUUGUCGCUGCAGAGAAUCUUUUGCACUAAUUCCCGCUCUUCCCUCAAAGCAGCUUUGUUUUGCAUUAAUUGACUGGUUGCUCAGAGCUACCAGAGAGCCCCCUUAGGUGGGUGACAGCAGGGGCGCCAGGCACCAGUGGUGGGAGGGGUGGGCCACCUCAAACGUGGACAAGGACCUUGCCAUGCUGCACACCCAGCUGCCCGUGUCCCGAGUGCCUGUUGAAUUCUUUAUGAGAUGAAAUACCUGCAUUAAACCUAUUUUUUUAAUACGUUGA